Ectocarpus siliculosus is the source of this 3274-nucleotide messenger RNA. The record is from the annotation of a GenBank genome assembly. Lineage: Eukaryota; Phaeophyceae; Ectocarpales; Ectocarpaceae.
AUGUGGAUGUACCCACUCGGCGAGGACGGGCUGCUGCCUGCGACAAGCUUUAUGUCCAGAUUGGAGCACCAUUUCGCCGCCCUUACGCCUUGGGAGAAGGUGCUUAAGGUACCCACAGUGUUUUGGUUCACUCCGCCGACGGCGGAGCACCUGUGGUGGGCGGCCGCCACCGGGGCGGCGGUUUCGUGUUUUGUGGCCUUGAGGGGGGCGGCGAAUUUCCCGGCGAUGGCUCUGCUCUGGGCGCUUUACCACUCCCUGGUGAACGUGGGCCAGACGUGGUAUUCGUUCGGGUGGGAGUCACAGCUGCUGGAGACGGGCUUCCUGGCCAUGUUCCUCGUGCCGUGGCUCAGCCUGUCCCGGUUCCCCGCGGGAUCUCCCACCUCACCGGUCUGCGUGUGGGGCUACCGCUGGCUUCUGUUUCGGAUCAUGCUUGGAGCGGGACUGAUCAAGGUCCGGGGCGACGCCUGCUGGUGGGACCUGACGUGCAUGGAGUACCACUACCAGACCCAGCCGAAUCCCAACCCGCUCUCCUGGUACCUGCAUCACCUGCCUAGCGUCGAAUGGCACAAGGCGGAAGUGGUUGUAAACCACAUCGUGGAGCUGGUGCUGCCGUGGUGUCUGCUCCUCAGCAGAAGCCCGCGCUGCGUCGCGGGAUCGAUCCAGCCGACGUAUCUCGCGUAUCUCGUGGCACAUGGCGCCGCGGGCGUUGAUGGCGCAUCUGUGCAACUCUUCCACCUGACCCAGCCGCAGGUUCAGGUGCGACACGGCUCCCCGCCCCCUAGGAUAGGCAGACGUGAGCUCUGCCUGGAACCUGGCGAAUGGCCUUCGCUGGCAGGAGGCCGCGAUUCCAGAAACCAUUCUCUGGAGAUCUUGUUCCAAGCGGUGUUGGUGGCGUCCGGGAACCUGUCGUUCCUCAACUGGCUGACGGCGGUGCCCGCAGUUUUCUCCUUCGACGACCUACACCUCGCGAGGCUCUUCCCCCGGCCGGUGCUCCGGCGACUCGUGUGCGGCCUUGCGGAGGCGGCGGCGGCGGCGGCGGCGGCGCCGACGCCGACGCCGACACAGGGGAAAGGGGAUGGGGGAGGGGGGGUAGCUGCGGUAGCGACUGCUGUGUCCGCGGGGCCUCCUGCUAGGACAGGGGAUGUUGUGAAGGAGAGUGGUGGUGGGAGCACCAGCGGAGAUGGCGGCGGAAAGCGGAGUGGAGACAGAACGGCCGUGGAUUCGGUUUCGGUUUCGGGUUCGGGUUCGGGUUCUCGUCCCGCUCUCCGUUCUCGGCCUGGGAUUGCUCGCACAGAGUCCACGCUUCAGUGGUCGUCUGAGUCGGAAGAAGAGAGCGAAAGUGGCAACAACAAUGCUGACGACGACAACGACGGCAUCCCAAGGGCGUCAGCGAUAGCCGGCAAGCUCGCCGGCAGCAGCGGCUACGGCCCUCGGGACUCGUUCCACGGCCUCCGCUUCCGGGGGUGGGCGGCGCACGGGCUGGUCGUUGUUCUGGUCGGGAAGGGGACCAUCCCCGUGGUUAAGAACAUGGCCGGCGUGGGGGGGGGGCAGAAGAUGAACAGCAGCUUCGACAGCCUGCGUAUCGUCAACUCCUACGGCAAUUUCGGGAGCGUGACAAAGACGAGGGGAGAGGUGGUCCUCAAGGGCACCCGGCACUCCAACCCUCUCGACCCGAUGGCGGAGUGGAAAGAAUACGGCUUCAGGUGCAAACCUGGGGAUGUUGACCGGCGGCCGUGCGUAAUCAGCCCGCUCCACUACCGCCUUGACUGGCAAGUGUGGUUCGCGGCUUUCCAGACCUACAGGCACAACCCGUGGCUGGUGAACCUCGUGUCGAAGCUCUUGAGCAGAAAAGACGAGACCAGGACUCUCGUGGGAUCGCUGCUGGACUACGACCCGUUCGCUGACGAUUCGGGGAUCGAUGGCGAAGACGGCGGUGGCGGGCGUCCUCUGUUCAUCAAGGCGGAUCUCUACCUGUACGAGUUCACCCCCCCGCGGGGCUGGUUUGCCGGCACGCCCGCCUCGACGACGCCAGAGGCCCAAGAAAGGACCGGCGGCCACGAAGACGGGAACGGAGACCAACAAACGACUCCAGCUAGGGAGACAACCUCAUCAUCAUCGUCAUCGUCAUCAUCAUCAUCAUCAUCGUCAUCUUCCGCGAACUUGGGCGGCGGCGGUGGCGGCGGCGGCGACGACGAUGGGCGAGAGACGGGCGCGUGGUGGACUCGCCGCUUCGUGCGGGAGUACCUGCCGCCGGUUGGGCCGGAUAACCCCUCGCUGCGGCAGUUCCUGGCGCAGCACGGCUUGGCGUAGUAGAAGUAUGGACGCAUCGCGGAUUGCUAGCAGUGGCCUCUUGUGUCUCGUUGUUACUGCUGGGUUGAACUGGGGUGGGGAAAGCUUGUCGGGUUUUGUUCUCUGUCUUGUCUUUUUGGUGCUGAUCGGCAUGUGAUGGUAUGCUGUUGUUGUAUCUAUCUGUCCUUUUCUUGCUUACGGUAGUCUUGUGCAGCCUUUUGGUGUUGAUGCUUCUCGUUGCUAUGUUUGGCCAUAGCACAUGGCCAUGUAAGUACUGUUUAUGGGGAUCGGCCCGCGUGGAGGGAAAAAAUGCCUCUUCCCGAAAAGACGAUGGAUGGGUGUCCCAACCCAGUGGGCCUGAAAGCCGUGUGUGUGUGUGCUGGCUGACGGACAUGGGUUCUUUCGCACCCCCCCCCCCAUCGGACUCAGGCGUUACCCUCCACCUGCCCACCUCACGCUCUGUAAGGGGCCGUACACGGUUCGGCGUAGGGCAACGCGAUGCAGAACACCGGGCUGUUGCGCUGGGUCUGGGUCGAAGAAUAACGAUGCGUGGCACGCCCCUUUCCCUCUCCACCGCAAUGGGAGAAUGCGGCAGGAUGUUUUCGAUUCUUUCCGAACCACGUUUGAUCGAACUUGUCCGGCUGUGGUGCUGUGCUGAUCGAGUUUCGGCGUCGGUGCGCAAGGUGCGUGGAGAGUGCAGGGCGUACAUGGGCCAUCAGGGAUAGCGGUUUUUAGGGCGGCGGGCGAGUUCAUCAAGCACCGUUGCGCCAACCGUAGCGGAGGGGGGAUGACGGUGUAGGCCUGUGAUGCUGUUUGUCUACUCUUUUCCACACCGAUUUUUCGGUCGCUGCUAUCUUUGCGCGCGCCCUAACUCCGGUAGCGUUCGUGUGUACAAGUGUAAGUGGUACCCCAAUCGUGUGUAAAUGCCGCCUGCAGCGCGCGGUAGCUUGUAGGUACGAGGUGUUGUUGUCUUGGCGUAUUUACC